AUGGUGACCGUUCUCAUCACAGGUUGCGGGAAGGGAGGCAUUGGCGAAGCAUUGGCAGUCCAGUACCAGGCCCGCGGUUGCACAGUGCUUGCCACGGUUCUACCGUCGGAAUCUCACGAGCAUCUUACCUCCGUUGGCAUCCAGUGCUUUCAGUUAGACGUGACGAAGGAUGAGUCGGUGCGUGCCUUGUGCAAAGCGGUGGAGACCAAGGUCGGCGAUCGACUGGACAUUCUAGUUAACAAUGCUGGCAUAUGCUAUACCAUGACUGCCAUCGACACCGAUGUGAGCCAGGUGCAACAAAUGUUCGACGUCAAUGUCUUUGGACCUAUUCGCAUGGUCCAUACCUUUCAUCCUUUGCUUAUUCGAGCCCAAGGAUGCGUGGUGAACAUUGGAUCGGUCGGCGGGAUUGUGCCGUACAUGUAUGGCUCUUCAUACAAUGCCAGCAAAGCGGCGCUACAUCACUGGGGCAAUACCCUUCGCGUUGAGAUGAGUCCAUUGGGCGUCCGAGUCAUCAAUAUUAUAUCUGGCAAUAUCGGCACCAAUAUUCUGACGCGCGAUGCCUCCCGAAGUCUUCCGCCAACCUCAUUCUAUGCUCCGCUUCAGGAAGAGUUCCGGGCCCACGUACAACGUGUACCGAAUACUACGGAUCGUAUGGUAUAUGCCCGGUCGGUGGUGCAGCAGUCACUGCGACAGUGCCCGCCCGCGUGGUACUGGGUUGGGAACACGUCGACGUUUGUUUGGCUGAUGGACUGUUUUGCGUUUCGCACGGUCUGGGACCUUAUCCUGUGGCCUGUUUUCCACCUUGGAAAGCUGAAGAGUGCGAUGAAAACCAAGGGGGGUCUGAAGUGA
Messenger RNA from Aspergillus aculeatus ATCC 16872, 849 nucleotides. Its product is annotated as SDR family oxidoreductase. Gene Ontology annotation, biological process: triglyceride catabolic process; phosphatidic acid biosynthetic process. The coding region runs from base 1 to 849 and encodes 282 amino acids. The record is from RefSeq and is a predicted model, not a curated record. The transcript is spliced from 10 exons. Lineage: Eukaryota; Fungi; Ascomycota; Eurotiomycetes; Eurotiales; Aspergillaceae. Gene Ontology annotation, cellular component: lipid droplet; endoplasmic reticulum. Gene Ontology annotation, molecular function: triacylglycerol lipase activity; acylglycerone-phosphate reductase (NADP+) activity.